GUCUGUAUUAUCCGUCAAUAAGCGUCGUAAACUUGAACGUGAUAGUAUCACCGGCGUAUGCCUUUUAAUAAAACAUAUAGUAUCGUUGUCCAUGACAACAUUACCGCAGUGGGCUGGAACUCAUCCUGUCGUAGACUUUAGUUUGUGUUGUGAAUACAAAGGAAUUUUAUUUACGAAUUUACAAUUAUGAAUCAGCGGAAUCGUGUACUGAGAGCAGCUCUAUGGAUUCUGUUCACAGUUGUCAUUCCAACAAAGACACAAAAUGUAAAUCCAAUUAUCUCGCUCGUAAAGUUUCUCGAAGAUGGUUCUCACGAGCUCGACAAAGAACCACCAGACCAAACGAUCAUGCUUUCAGAAUACGACUUUAUUGUUAUCGGUGCUGGAACAGCGGGUUGUGUUAUUGCCAAUCGCCUAACUGAAAUACCAGAUUGGAAAGUUUUACUUUUAGAAGCGGGCAAUAACGAAAACUUCGUAAUGGACAUACCUUUACUGGCAAACUAUCUUCAGUUCACAUCUGCAAACUGGGGCUAUAAAACCAAACCUUCUGAUAGAUACUGCGCGGGAUUUGAAAAUCAACAGUGCCAUUGGCCACGAGGAAAGGUCGUUGGAGGAUCUAGUGUAUUAAAUUAUAUGAUUUAUACAAGGGGUGCGCCUCAAGACUACGAUAACUGGCAAGCGAUGGGAAACGAAGGCUGGGGAUGGGAUGAUGUCCUGCCAUAUUUUAAGAAAAUUGAAAGUUUUAACAUAAAAUCUUUCGAUAAUCCAGACUAUCACGGAUAUGACGGCUAUUUGAACGUGGAACACGCACCCUUUCGAACUACAAAAGCUAAAGCAUGGGUUAAAGGAGCUAAAGAGUUAGGAUUUAAAUAUGGAGACUAUAACGGCGCAACUCCGUCAGCAGUUUCGUUUCUGCAGUUGUCUAUGAAGAAUGGUACACGACAUAGUUCAAAUAGAGCUUACUUACAUCCCAUUAACAAGAGAAAUAAUCUUUAUGUAUCGAAAUCCAGUCUGGUGACAAAACUUCUCUUUGAUCCGACAAAUACGAAAGUUAUAGGGAUAGAAUUUGAAAAAAGGGGAAAGAAAUAUAAAGUUUUAGCUAAAAAGGAAGUUAUAGUCGCUGGCGGUACCAUUAAUUCACCUCAACUCUUGAUGUUAUCAGGUAUAGGUCCAAAAGACCAUUUGGAAUCCCUUAAAAUUCCUGUUGUUAAAGAUUUACCUGUUGGAUACAAUUUAAUGGACCAUAUAGCUGCCGGUGGCAUACAGUUCAUGGUAAAACAGCAAAAUGUCACUAUAACUACCGAUUACAUCUUGAAUCAUUUAGAAUUAGUAUUCAAGUGGAUGAGAACACAUAAAGGACCACUAUCAAUACCCGGUGGGUGUGAAGCACUCGUAUUCAUGGAUCUAAAAGACAAAUUUAACGGGACCGCUUGGCCAGAUAUGGAACUUCUUUUUAUCGGUGGCGGAUUAAAUUCUGAUCCGUUAUUACCACGAAACUUUAAUUUCGACGAGGAAAUUUUCCUAGACACAUAUAAAGACUUGGGAAGAAAUGACUUGUUCAUGGUAUUCCCCAUGUUAAUGCGCCCGAAAUCAAGAGGUAGAGUUAUGUUGCAAAAUCGAAACCCAAAAGUACAACCAACCCUGAUACCAAAUUACUUUGACCACCCCGAGGACUUAGAAAAAAUCGUAGAAGGAAUCAAGGUUGCAAUAGAAAUUUCAAGACAGUCGUCUAUGAGAAAACUGGAGACAAAAAUGUACGACGUGCCAAUUGAGGAAUGUCUACAAUACGGGCCAUUUGGAAGCGAUGCUUAUUUUGCGUGCCAAGCCCAGAUGUUUACAUUUACCAUAUACCAUCAAAGUGGUACUUGUAAAAUGGGAGACAAGAGCGACCCUUCUUCCGUUGUUGAUAAUAGACUACGAGUCCACGGUAUCUCUGGAUUAAGGGUUAUAGACGCUAGUGUAAUGCCAGAAAUAGUAUCAAGUCAUACAAAUUCUCCUGUAUUUAUGAUUGCAGAAAAAGGAUCAGAUAUGAUUAAACAGGAUUGGGGCCGAAAAACUUAAUAAUUAUGGAUAAUAUAGUAUUAUAGAUAAUUAUAUUUUUAGCUGUGAUUUAAUUAGGUGUAAUAAUUUAUUUUUAGAAAUAAAAUGUUAGCAAUGCAUUUGUUUUGUAUAAAAUAGAUAAAUAUUAAUAACUAGCAGACCGGCCAAGCGUUGCUGUGGCUAAGGUUUUUGUUAUAUUACAUAGUAAAACGGUACACGUAACGUACACGGGGCAAGGGAAACGGUAGGAGAAUACCAGUCAUGGGGAUCACCAUGCUUUUUUGGUGGUUAUGCCAUUAAAUUGUAGCUUAUGUGAAACGUUGGUACUUUCAACA
This is a messenger RNA of Pieris napi, 2372 nucleotides long. Its product is annotated as glucose dehydrogenase [FAD, quinone]-like. The record is from RefSeq and is a predicted model, not a curated record. Bases 187 to 2058 code for a protein of 623 amino acids. Lineage: Eukaryota; Metazoa; Arthropoda; Insecta; Lepidoptera; Pieridae. Gene Ontology annotation, molecular function: oxidoreductase activity, acting on CH-OH group of donors; flavin adenine dinucleotide binding. The transcript has 2 exons.